Messenger RNA from Salvia splendens (bonfire salvia), 2583 nucleotides. Its product is annotated as putative late blight resistance protein homolog R1A-10. Gene Ontology annotation, biological process: defense response to other organism. The coding region runs from base 1 to 2583 and encodes 860 amino acids. The transcript has a single exon. The record is from RefSeq and is a predicted model, not a curated record. NCBI's taxonomy places the organism in Eukaryota, Viridiplantae, Streptophyta, Magnoliopsida, Lamiales, Lamiaceae. Gene Ontology annotation, molecular function: ADP binding.
AUGGCGUACACGGCCGUGAUGUCUGUUCUGAAAACUCUGGAUGAGCUCCAAUUUCCGUGCGACUUUCAAAAUUUUCAGUAUCCUGGAUCUGAAAUCCGCACCCUCCAAAACAACCUCACCUUUUUGCAAAAAUUUCUUAAAAGGAAUCCCCCCGGCAUCGAAGAUCUGGAUGUCAGAAUCCGGGAGACGAUGUAUGAAGCCGAAGACGUCUUAGAUUCCAAUCUCUCCAAUUUCAUGCUGAAUUCGGGAAGCUCAGGCUGGGCAGAAAACAACUACAUCCCGAAUUUCUCUCAAGGCUUGGACGCGGUCAACGAAAAAGUUGAAUCCAUCGCAAAAACGGCCAAGGAGCGCAGCCCUCACGUCGAUCCCCCUUUGUUGCUGAUGCCGCCAGUACCAGUAGUCAGCCGCAGGAACUUGAUCGUGGGGCGUGAGAAGGACUUAAAGUAUCUGAAAGAUCGUCUCAAGGCGGCAUCUGCCAAGCUCCAAACGGUUCCGAUAUUUGGGGAUCGUGGGAUUGGUAAGACGCAUCUCGUCCAAACUGUCUACGAUGAUCCAGACAUCGUGUGGAUGUACAAAAAGCGCGCUUGGGUUAAGGUAUCACAGGAUCACAGCAAAAAGGAAACCCUGGUUGGCCUUCUGCGCUCCUUGAAACAGAUUGGUAGUGGGAAGGGUCAGGAGAUGACAGAAGACGAGUUGGCAAAGCGUCUCUCCAGAGUUCUGAGGCAGGGGAGUUAUCUCAUUGUGCUGGAUGACGUAUGUAAUCCCGAGGUCUGGGACAGUCUCAAGGAUCUGUUCCCGGAUGGAAGUUAUAGUCGGGUCAUCUUAAUCACGAGGCGGAAGGAAGUAGCGGAGUCCGCCAACAAUGGAGGAGGCGUGAAGGAAAUCCAACCCCUCGAUGGAGAAGAACCGUGGUCUUUGCUUCAAAGCGAGGUCUUUCGCUACGACCCAUGCCCGGAGGAUUUGGAGACAACUGCAAAGCGUGUCGCGGAAAACUGCAAAGGGCUCCCUUUAGCAAUAGUAGCCAUUGGGGGAGUUUUGAAGAAGGCUGGCCCCAAAGAUUGGGAGAUUGCAGCUUCUUCCCUCACGGACUGCGCAGACUGUGAUGACCUCAUUGAUGCAGUUAUGUCUUUGAGCUACAAGAGCUUGCCGCAAUAUGCUAAAGCUUGCCUUCUCUAUAUGGGGAUAUUCCCAAACAAUUAUGACAUUCGCCUCUCGAAGCUCUUCAAAUUAUGGAUUGCCGAAGGAUUUGUUGAUAAGAAUGAGCAGUUCAAUAGCCCGGAGAAAAUGGCAGAGGGGUGCUUGUUGCUGCUUGUGGAAAGAUUUAUCGUUGUGGUCACUGAGCGGAAUCCUGUUGGCAAGAUCAAAACGUGCAGAGUUGAUGGAGUUUAUUUUGAGUUCUUCAAGAAGAAGGCUAAUGAGGAGAAGUUCUUUCAUGUCAUAACUGACUACACCGACUCUUUUCCUGAUGAAACCUGGACAUAUGAACGGUUUUCUAUUCGUGAAAACAUCCAGUUUGCGGAUAGAGAUAAGUUGAAGUUGAAAAACCGAGUUCCAACUGUUCGUUCUCUGCUCUUUGAAGGCGCACAAGAGCAGAAUCCAUUGUGGGUGCACCUAGAUUUCAAGUUGCUUAAGGUGUUGGAUGCUCUUAAAGUCCGGUUCUAUGGCUUCCCAGAUGAAAUUCUCAAGUUAGUUCAUUUGAGGUACCUAGCUCUCACUUAUCCCGGUGAGAUCCCAGAGGAAAUUUGUAGGCUUUGGAACCUUCGAUUCUUGAUCAUCCUCCGACAUCGCAACAGCAAAACCUCAGAGGCUGUGUCGCGUCUGCCACUAGAAAUUUGGAAUUUGAGUGAACUGAGGCAUCUGCAGUUGAUGGGGAGAGACUUGUCGGAUCCUUCCACUAGCAGUCCACGGCUAGAAAAUCUUGUAACCCUUCUGGAUGUGAGCACCCAUAGCUGCACCCCAGAGAUUCUCCAGAGACUUCCCAACUUGAAAAAGUUAGGAGUUCGGAUUGAAUCUCCAGCACUGGAUGUUGCUGAAGACUUGAGCUUUCUCAGUCAUCUCACCAUGCUUGCAAGUCUUGAAUCAUUCAAAUGUGUGGUUAUGCAUCCUGAUUUCGCGUCUCAAGGGGCUUCUCUCAAUCCCAAUCUAUCUUUCCCUGCCACGAUUACAGAGAUAUCUUUGAGUGGAUGUGGGCUUUCAUGGGAUAAUAUGAAGGCCAUUGCCACACUGCCCAAGCUUGAAUCACUGAAACUGCGAUGGUAUGCCUUCCACGGUACUGAGUGGAAGCAGGAGGGAGAUGGGAAGGUUUUCCCAAGUCUGAGAUUCUUGCUGCUUGAAGACUUGAAUAUACAGUUGUGGAAAGCCAGCAGUGGACAUUUCCCUUGGCUGACUAAUCUGGUGAUUAGACACUGCUACAGAUUGAGAGAGAUUCCUGCAGUAUUUGGCAACAUCCCAGCACUUAAAAAGAUAGAAUUGGUUGAUUGCAACGCAUUCGCUUUAGAAUCAGCUCAAAAGAUAAAGAUGGAUCGACAGAGCAGAGGAUAUAUUCGAGUCGACUUCCAUUCUUCCCGUGAUGAUCAUCAGUAG